CUGGCCGCCAAGGCCGCCGCCUGGCACGACAUCCUGCGCCGCGUCAACGCCGUCGCCACCUGCCAUCGCGAGCUGCCCGAGGUCAAGAAGAAAUGGUCCGACCUCAAGACUGAAGUGCGACGCAAAGUGGCCCAAGUCCGAGCUGCCAUGGAAGGGGGAGGCGAGAGCCAAAACGGCAACGGCAACGGGCCGGAAAGCGAAGACCCGACGUGUGCUGCGACCGCCCCGGUUAUCCUCACCCCCAUGCAGCAGCGCAUCUGCAACCUGCUGGGAGAAGCCACCAUCAUCAGUUUGCCGAGUGGGGACUGCAGCGCAGGUGACGGUACCGAGAUACCCAUCACCGCCUCAGCCACCACAGUCACCCUGACCCAGAUUCCUGCAGAGACGACUUACCACAGUCUGGAGGACGGAGUUGUGGAGUACUGCACUACGGAAGCCCCCACCACAGUCACCGCUGAAACACCCUUGGAGAUGAUGGCGCAUCAACACGAAGUGUCUGCGAAACCCCAGGAGCUGAAAAGCCGAAUUGCUCUGAACUCAGCCAAGCUCUUGCAGGAGCAGCGAGUGACCAACUUGCACGUGAAGGAAAUUGCCCAGCACCUGGAGCAGCAGAAUGACUUGCUUCAGAUGAUUCGGCGCUCGCAGGAGGUUCAGGCUUGCGCCCAGGAGCGACAGGCACAAGCCAUGGAAGGAACGCAGGCGGCGCUGAGUGCCCUCAUCCAGGUCCUCCGCCCCAUGAUUAAGGACUUCCGUCGAUUUUUGCAGAGCAAUACACCCAGUCCGUCAGUCACCGCUGACCCCAGCCAGACAGGGCAGCAAGAUGGCAUGAUCCAGUGAAAGAAACAGUGAUGGGAUGUCUUUCUUGGAAAAAAAACCUUCUUGUGCUUCCAGUGGACACUGGGAGCCAGGGGUGUUAGCUCUUGUCGGUGUGAAAUGGCUCGCCUUGGCAUCUUGCUGAGCCCAAACAGCUUUCUCAGCUAAUUUUAUGUUAAUCUGCCUUUUCAGACUCGUCAUACA
This is a messenger RNA of Apaloderma vittatum (bar-tailed trogon), 1017 nucleotides long. It is a transcript of the gene NAIF1, whose product is annotated as nuclear apoptosis inducing factor 1. The annotation marks the transcript as partial. The transcript is spliced from 2 exons. Gene Ontology annotation, cellular component: nucleus. NCBI's taxonomy places the organism in Eukaryota, Metazoa, Chordata, Aves, Trogoniformes, Trogonidae. The record is from RefSeq and is a predicted model, not a curated record.